This is a messenger RNA of Galeopterus variegatus (Sunda flying lemur), 1577 nucleotides long. Its product is annotated as solute carrier organic anion transporter family member 5A1-like. Gene Ontology annotation, biological process: sodium-independent organic anion transport; transmembrane transport. Gene Ontology annotation, cellular component: membrane. Lineage: Eukaryota; Metazoa; Chordata; Mammalia; Dermoptera; Cynocephalidae. The transcript has 2 exons. The annotation marks the transcript as partial. The record is from RefSeq and is a predicted model, not a curated record.
GUGCGCGGGUGUCUGUUUGGAGAGGAGAGGCUUUGGUGACAGGCGAGGGUGGGGGGAAGAGUUCAGCCCGAGUCAGUCUCAUUCACUGAUUUCUCCGCGCUGGACAGAGGCUGCCUCCCCAAGAGGCUCCCAACUACUCCUGCACCUCCGUAGUCCCACCUCCGGCCGCUGCACUCUCAGCCUGGCAGACUGACGGACGGCUCGCUAGUUAGUAGCUUCACGCCCGAGGGUGUCGGGAGCCCAGGCGGCGAGGACCGGGCGCCCCUGGAGGAGCAGCUGGGCGAUAUGCCGUGCGGGCAGCGACGCUAAGUGCCCCGACGCUGGGCGCGAGGUGCGUUCGCUCCUGGCCGCGGGCCGAGCGGCGGCGGCGGAGGGAAUGAGCCCGGGGCGCGCCAGGCGCCUGCCGCGUGCUACCGCCCCGAGGUGGACGCUAAGCAGGGUUCAUCGCAGGAGCGCGCGGACACCUGCCCUCCGGGGCACGCGGCUGCGGUCAGGAUGCCCUGGGCGCCUCCCUGCUGGUGAGGAUGUCCUGCUGCGCGGCUUUGCACCCGUCCCAGGUGGGCACGAUUGAGUGCGCCCGGCUUCGGCCUCUCGUGCCUGUAGAUGAAAAGCUCCAGAGUCCUUGUGGGCGAUCAGCGAUCGAAUCUGAAUCCUAAGAGCCAUGGACGAAGGUACUGGGCUGCAGCCCCGGGCUGGAGAGCAGCUGGAGGCACGGGCCACAGUAGGAGCUGUCCAAGAGAAGGGCGAGCCAGAGACCUUUAGGUCUAAGAGUUUACCGGUGCUGAGCAGCGCCUCCUGCCGGCCGAGCCUCAGUCCUGCGAGUGUAGACGCCAAGCCAGCCUUCGGCUGUAGGGAUUCUUUGGGCCACCAGGAGCUGAAGCCAGGCCUGAACCCGUUGACACCCAGCCCCUCUGCCCCGUCCACUUCGGCGGGGAUGGCAGGGCUCGUGGACUGUAACCACAGGAUGGACGUCAGCAAAACCGUCUCGGUGUCCUCCGCGCUGGCCACGCUGCAGGAGAGAAGGUGCCUCUAUGUGGUCCUCACCGAUUCCCGCUGCUUCCUGGUUUGCAUGUGCUUUCUGACCUUCAUCCAGGCGUUAAUGGUCUCCGGGUAUCUGAGCAGCGUCAUCACCACCAUUGAAAGGCGCUACAGUCUGAAGAGUUCCGAGUCGGGGCUGCUGGUUAGCUGCUUUGACAUCGGGAACCUGGUGGUGGUGGUGUUCGUCAGCUACUUUGGCGGCCGGGGUCGGCGGCCCCUGUGGCUGGCCGUGGGCGGACUUCUCAUCGCCUUGGGGGCUGCCCUCUUCGCCUUGCCUCACUUCAUCUCGCCUCCCUACCAGAUCCAAGAGCUGAACGCCUCAGCCCCCAACGACGGCCUGUGUCAGAAUGGCAACUCCACGGCGACUUUGGAGACCCCCGCCUGCCCGAAGGACUCGGGAGGAAAUAAUCACUGGAUCUAUGUGGCUUUAUUUAUUUGCGCACAGAUUCUCAUUGGAAUUGGCUCCACACCUAUUUAUACUCUGGGACCAACCUACUUAGAUGACAAUGUCAAGAAAGAAAACUCAUCCUUGUACCUAG